AUGUCGGUGCCCGAACAACAACAGCCACUCGACACCGUCGCCGAAGAGCAGUCAGCUCAAGAAACUCCUCAGAUCGAGAACAGAGAGGAAGCACAAGCAAAUCUCGCCAGACUACAAGCUGCCGCAACCAAGGAAUACUCGCUCAAGAACUAUGCCGCUGCCUCGGAAUUCUACUCGCAAGCCUCAGAGCUGCAGGAGCAGCUGAACGGUGAAAUGUCGCUGGAUAACGCCGAUCUGCUCUACCAAUACGGUCGCUGUUUGUACCACCUGGCUGUCAGCAAGAGCGACGUACUAGGAAACAAAGUCGCUGGCAGUGGAGAGCCUCAGAAGAAGAAGCGCAAGACAAAGUCGAGUGCUGCCAGCAACGAUGCGCUCAAGGACGGCGACCAGAAGAUGGCAGAGGAGGUUGUCGAGGCUGUCGUGGACGAGAAGGAUAGCAGCGCUACAAACAAGGAAAAAGAAACUGCGAACAAGCCCUUCUUCCAAAUCACCGGCGAUGAGAACUGGACAGACAGCGAAGACGAAGGUGACGAUGCUGAAGAGGAUGGCGAGGAAGAGGAAGAAGAUGAUGACUUUGCUAUCGCAUAUGAGAUCCUGGACAUUGCACGCGUCCUUCUCACCCGCAAGCUUGAAACGACACCACAGCACCUCGACGGUAAAGGCAAGGGGAAGGAAACACUGGUCGAGAACCCUGAAGCACGACAAGUCAUGGACCGUCUGGCAGACACGCACGACCUCCAAGCUGAACUGUCCAUGGAGAACGAGAACUUCCCUGAAGCCGUCGCCGAAGGUCGCUCAGCACUCGAGCUGAAGCAGAAGCUGUACCCUCUAGAGUCUAGCCUUCUCGCAGAAGCACAUUUCAAGCUGGCACUUGCCAUGGAAUUUGCCUCGGUGACUACAACAAAUGCAGAGGCAGUGGAGCAGGGUGCUCAGAAAGAAGAAACUGUUGAUGAAGAUUUGCGCAAGGAAGCAGUUACACACAUGGAGUCAGCCAUCGAGUCUUGCCGCCUACGAGUCGAGAAGGAAGAAUCCACUCUGUCAUCCCACCCGGCCGACAAGCAAGAAGCAAAGAAGAAGGAGAUCAAGGACGUCAAGGAAAUGAUGUCCGAGAUGGAGCAACGCGUAAGUUCAGCAUCACAAAUAUGUGUCACACCACAACUAACAUCUGUUACANNGCUCAUCGAUCUCAAGACACCCGUCGGCGCUGCGGAGAACCCUCUGCGUGGUAUUCUGGGCGGUAUGCUAGGUGAAACCCCUGCCGACCAAAAACAGCGCAUCGCAGAAGCAACAGCAAACGCCAACGACCUCAGCGGUCUGAUCAAGAAGAAGAAGCCUGCCGCCGCCGCUGCCGCUUCAGCAAGCAAGAGAAAGCUAGAAGACGAGACUCAGGAAGCAACAAGCAAGAAGGCAAAGGUGGAAGACGAAGUAACCAAGGAGGCUUAG
This is a messenger RNA of Aureobasidium musti, 1443 nucleotides long. Lineage: Eukaryota; Fungi; Ascomycota; Dothideomycetes; Dothideales; Saccotheciaceae. The record is from the annotation of a GenBank genome assembly.